AGUUAGUCGUCAGCUUCGCUCGGUACUGAGCCAGUGUGCUCGUGUGCUGCGCUGUGAGGCGGGCUGGUGUUCAGUGUGGAGUGAAUGGGAGUGUUGAACUGAGUUUUACAGGCUGCUGGUGUUAGUAUGGCUGUGCAGAGGCGAGGAAACGUUAAAAGCCCAGAGUCUAGCGCUAUUGAGAAAAAGAUUAAAAGGGCUAUUGCACAGAGGCAGGCCUUCACUUGGAGAAGCUACAUCCCUCUCCUGCUCCUGCUGACUGUCCUCACUGCUGCAUUGACAUGGCUGUAUUUGAGCCUGAGUGAUGAAUUCACUGAGACCCUGGUUUCAAGAGGGGAGGUCCUGACAGAGCCCAGAAUAUUCCUGGUCCAGUGCUCUGAAGAUUAUGAAAACCACAAGCGCUUCCCAGGCUGUACGCCUACCAAAUGUGGCCGAGCUGUUACAGACAGUGUGGUGACCAAAGAGGAGGCCCAGAUCCUAAAGAGGUUAGCAGAGAGAGGAUUAGCACUUGGAGGGUCAGAUGGUGGCGCAUCCAUCCUGGACCUUCACUCUGGAGCUUUGUCUAUGGGGAAAAAAUUUGUCAAUAUUUACAGGUAUUUUAGUAACCAAAUAAGUGAAGUCUUUACUGAGGAAGAUUUCAAACUUUAUAGGGAUGUGCGUGGUCGUAUUCAGAAGGUGAUUGCUGAAACGUUUGGACUGGACUCCUCUCAGAUGUAUCUCACCAAGCCGACAUUCUUCUCCCGCAUCAACAGCACCGGCGCCAAAACCACUCAUGAUGAGUACUGGCACCCACACAUUGACAAGGUGACUUAUGGGUCAUUCGAUUACACAUCGUUACUCUACCUCACAGAUUAUGGUGUGGAUUUUGGAGGGGGGCGGUUCGUCUUUAUGGACUCGAACAGCAACCGAACAGUGGAACCUCGUGCAGGACGCGUGUCUUUCUUCUCCUCGGGCUCGGAGAAUCUCCACCGCGUGGAGAAGGUUGUCUGGGGCACGCGGUAUGCCAUCACCGUGUCCUUCACGUGUGACCCCGAUCACGGGAUUGCUGACCCCACUUUGCCGUAGGGUCCCUCUUCAGCUUCGGAGAUUUGCACCUUGCUGGAGCCCUGGAGUGAAAAAACAACAAAAAAAAAAACACAAAAAAUAUGUGAGGAAUAUGUACUGAAGCACAGAUUCCUGAUUUAUUUGCAGCUUUUGAGCAAUGGCUUUCUUGAUUUGCUUGUGGAAUUAGCAUCAUUGCAAUGUUAAUAAUAAUAAUUCAUAUUACAAGUAAUGUACAUGUUAUUUAAUUUCUUUUUUAAUUAAGACAUGAUGUUUUUACUGGGAAAAGGGACUUUUUAUUGAGAAAAAUUACUUUCACACUUUUUACACAAGUUUGUCUUGUGUAGAUUUUCUGACUGCAUGGUUUUCUUCUGUCUGAUUGUUCCUUUUUCUUUUUUGGUCCUAUUUGUCACAGCUGGAUCAGCUGUAACAGUUAAAUCAGACAGACUGUGCAAGUGGGUAUUCCCAACAGGUGGUAUGAAAGAAAUUGCUUACAAAAAGGCAGCUAGGUAUCCUACUGAUGCAGCUUUUCAGGAGCAUAUGCAUGAGCCUAUUGCUGAAUAUGUUUCUUUUUUACUCUGCAAUAUCUUCUUAUAAAAGUAACAAUGCGAGGCUCAACAAAACGUUCGCAGUAUGAAUUCCAGAUGCCUAAUGAGACUUAAUGAGACAUACAAGUCACUUACUCAAUAGUCUGAAAGAACUGAAAAAACCCUCACUUAAAAACUAACUUUUUGCUAGAGAUGUACAAAUAAAUUCAGCUAGUGGGUUAGCUUAACCAUUUCCAAAGCUUUCCAUCAGGAAAUACAGCAUUUAGUGUUUACUGGUACAUUCCAAGAUUGCAUUAAUAAAAAUAAUGCUUCAUUAAAGUAAAUCAAAUCCAUGCAGAGUGCGCAGUGACUGCUAUUCACAGAGACGUCAGCAGACGAAUAUCAGUAAUUUACUGUAUUUGUGUUUAUUAAUUCUAACAUUAAUUCUAAUGCUAAGUUGUGUUUGUAUAGGUAAAAACAGCAUGCAGUUUGUUUUAAGCAAUAUCCAUGACUCCCUAAGACAUUUGGCACUAUACUGUACAAUAUAUUACAAAACUUUAAACGCAGUCUGAAAGAAGGCAAGUGAUACAUUUUAUUGCACGUUCUUGGUCAUGCUGUUUAUACUGGUCCAUGUUUGGGUGACAAUCAUGAUGGUUGUGUUGGUUGUUUGGCUUUCUCAGGUUGAUCAUGUUUGAAGACCAGCUAAAAUAAAUUCAAAUGUGAACAAAUACACUCUAUGCUGGUCAUGUUGGUCAUGCUGGACGACCAGUUUUGUUAAGUAUAGUUAAGCUUGGUCAUUCUGGUGGUCUAGUUUGGUCAGUUUGAUGAUGCUUAUAGACCAGAUAAACCAUCAAAUGAAAACAUUCCCUCUACUGGGCUGAGUCAACUAGCUUAAUCAGCUUUAACUGACUGUUGGCUGUAUUUUGCCCACCUAGACUCAUUGAUUGGCUGUUUGCAUCUUAUUUUCUUGAUUUCUCUUCGUAAAUACCUUUUUUAAUUUUCUUGGGUAAAGAAAUAUACUUUUUUUCAGCUUUUUCCCCACCCCAAUUUUCUGCUGUCAGUGCAAAAAGAUUUAACCUUUAACACGAUCAAGCAACACCUUUUUUAAAAAGGGAAUAGAGAUUAAAUAGGUCUCUAAUGUGUCAGAUUGGCAAAAUUUGAGUUUGUCGUUAAUAUGAUCCAGAAAACUGCAGAUCAGUUGAACUGUGGAAUCUGGCACUGCAGCAGGGAUUAUACAGAAGAGAGGAGCUUUACAUUUCUCACACUGUGUGGCCUUCUUUCCAAAGUGUCAUCUGCUAUACUGGGAAAUCUGAGCUGUCUGCUGUUCCAGUAGCAUCAGUGAUGUCUCACUGCAGUGUACCCUGUGUUGCUUAUGAAGCGACCAUGAGCACCAAAUGAACUGUUCUGCUGUAAAAGUACAUGAAUGCUAAAUAUUCUGAUUGAGGCUUUUUACUGUUACACCAUGCAGAAGAAUGUGAAUUCAUUUGCCGCUGUUUUCUAAAUGUGCGCAUGAUUAUCUUAAAUUAAUUCUGCUUAUUCAAAGAAUGACUGAAUGAUUUUUGUAAUAAAUGUCAUUUAAUGAUCUCA
Molecule: messenger RNA, 3152 nt
Organism: Astyanax mexicanus (Mexican tetra)
Lineage: Eukaryota; Metazoa; Chordata; Actinopteri; Characiformes; Acestrorhamphidae
Gene: ogfod3
Product: urotensin-2 receptor 2
Exons: 9
Coding region: 127-1062 (311 amino acids)
Cellular component (GO): membrane
Molecular function (GO): iron ion binding; oxidoreductase activity, acting on paired donors, with incorporation or reduction of molecular oxygen; L-ascorbic acid binding
Source: RefSeq, a predicted model, not a curated record